UUCAUGCAGAAUCAGCGGCUUCAAACGCCAUUAAUGUCCACCUAUCUCUAAAACUCCCUUUUUAUCUUGCUUUCGCAUUCAACGAAAAGUCAAUUAUUGAUCCCCACCUCUAAGUCAAAUUUUGUCUGCUAAUUCCUUCUUCCCAUAUAUACCCCUGUACUUUGGUAAAAUGUCAACAAUCGCCUCGCAUUCUCAGCCGUCCGCCGCCGCCGCCGCCGACAACGUCGCAUCAUUCGCCAUCCGCACCUUCCUGAAUCGCCUCUAUCAUUCUCUCCGUCGCGGGCUCUCUCACCACCGCCCCUGGUUGGAGCUCGUGGAACGCAGCUCCUUCUCCAGGCCAAGUUCCCUGUCCGACGCCACCUCGCGCGUCCGCAAGAACCUCUCCUAUUUCCGCGUCAAUUACCUAACCCUAAUCGCCGCCGUGCUCUGUCUGUCCUUCGCCUCCCACCCCGCCUCCCUCCUCGCCCUCCUUGUGCUCCUCAUUGCCUGGCUCUACCUCUACAGCCUCCGCCCCUCCGAUCAGCCGCUCCUCAUCCUCGGCCGCACAUUCUCCGAUCGCGAAACCCUAUGGCUCCUAAUUCUUCUCUCCGUCAUCGUCAUCUUCCUCACCAAUGUUGGAUCGCUUCUCAUCUCCGCAACACUGAUCGGAUUCGGCAUUGUGUGCAUCCACGGCGCUUUCAGGGAUCCGGAGGACCUGUUUCUGGAUGAUCAGGAACUGAAUGGUUUUGGCUUAUUCGCAUUCAUCAGCGGCACUGGAUCCGCGUCAUCUGCCAACGUUCCCGGCGUACCUCCCAUCGUCUCCCAGGUCUGAUCGAUGUUCAUGGAACUAUUAAUCUUCAAAAACCCAAGUCCAAGUUCAUAUUCAUCCCUAACAUUUCAUUUGAUUCAUCGAUAUUCGAUACACAUUCUAUAUUGCCUAUAAGAGGUUAGAAUUGGUUAGGUUUUUGAACGUAUUGAUGCUUUGAAUUCCAUAUUUUGAUAUUUUGACUUGACAAAAACUGUGAAUUUUUUUUUUUUUUUUGAAAGAGACAAAAACUGUGAAAUGUAUAGCUGCAUUUUGAUUACAAUUGCUC
This is a messenger RNA of Ipomoea triloba (trilobed morning glory), 1073 nucleotides long. RefSeq names its product PRA1 family protein B3-like. Gene Ontology annotation, biological process: vesicle-mediated transport. Gene Ontology annotation, cellular component: endoplasmic reticulum; Golgi apparatus. The record is from RefSeq and is a predicted model, not a curated record. The transcript has a single exon. The coding region runs from base 170 to 811 and encodes 213 amino acids. Lineage: Eukaryota; Viridiplantae; Streptophyta; Magnoliopsida; Solanales; Convolvulaceae.